AAUUUGCAUUCGUUUUUCUAUACAUUGUAGAAAGAGUUCGAUUGUCGUUUCCAAUUUAUUUUGUUAUUAAUAUUAUCGCGCAAGAGAGAAAGACUAACAUGAUAAAUAUAAGUUCACGGUCAGAUAGUGGAGUGGUGUGAGUUUUUAGCCAUUAACGUUUCUUUUAUUACCAUUUCUACCUGUUACAUCGAACAACUCUACGAAAUUGCUUAAAGCAACUGACUAACAGUCUGCUUAUAUUCAGUUCAGUUUGUGCAUAGACAGUGUUUUGUCAACACGAAACUUAAGAGAAGCAAGAUACAAUGCCGGAAUUAUACGCAGUUACGUUGUCACCAGGGACACAUUUACAAAUCCACGGAACGGUGCCAGAGCAAGCAGACCGCACAUCCAUUAAUUUACAAUAUGGUCCAUACACACAUGACGAGCCCGAAGAAGGCGACACCAUUGCAAUGCAUUUGGAUGUUAGACAUGGCAGUGAAACUGUAGUCAGAAAUCAUUUCGAGGUGGAUGGAUGGGGUGAGGAGGAGUCUAGCGAUUUUCCGGGACUGCAGUCAGGCGAAGCAUUUCUCAUCGAAAUUAAAGUAGCAACUGAUUCUUAUGCCAUUCAAAUAAAUGGUGCAAAUAUUGGGGAAUUCAAGCACCGAGUACCGUUGGAAGGCGUUACCCAUAUGCGUGUAUUUCACGAUGUUACCGUCAACAGUGUCAGUUUGGAUGAACAGAAAUUGGUUGCGAUUAAUUGAAUUGGAUUGGGCACACAGAAAAA
Molecule: messenger RNA, 763 nt
Organism: Bradysia coprophila
Lineage: Eukaryota; Metazoa; Arthropoda; Insecta; Diptera; Sciaridae
Product: galectin-7-like
Molecular function (GO): galactoside binding; carbohydrate binding
Source: RefSeq, a predicted model, not a curated record